Tinamus guttatus (white-throated tinamou) is the source of this 1268-nucleotide messenger RNA. The record is from RefSeq and is a predicted model, not a curated record. NCBI's taxonomy places the organism in Eukaryota, Metazoa, Chordata, Aves, Tinamiformes, Tinamidae.
AUGACUGUAGAUAGAGUGCAUAAGCUGCAUGGUCAAUGCUAUGACAGCAGCGGAGAUCCUGACGUGAGGGUCACCGCGAUGCUGGAGCUGGGAGCCCCCCUGGAGAUGAUUCAGCUUCUGCAGACCCCCUGGGAGGAGAGAUUUAAAAUUUGCCUGAGUCUUGUGAAACUGCUGUUUUACUUGGCACAUUCCCCUCUGGGUUCAAUAGUCCUCUUGGAUUUCCAGCCGAGGCAGUUUGUUAUGGUGGAUGGAAACCUAAAAGUGACAGACAUGGAUGAUGCCAGCACUGAGGAACUGUCAUGCAAGGAAGAUAAUGACUGCACACUCGAAUUCCCUACAAAAAGCUUUCCUCUCAAAUGCUCCGCAGUUGGGAAAUGUGAAGGAAUAAAUGAAAAGAAGAAUCUUUUCAAUGCAUAUCGAUAUUUUUUCACCUAUCUUCUGCCAUACUCUGCACCUCCACCUUUGCAGCCCUUUUUGAGUGAUAUUCUGAAUGCAACAGGUGAUUUACGAUAUGGUAUAAAUGAAACCCUGAAAGCUUUUGAAAAGGUUUUACAUCUGUACAAGUCUGGGCUCUAUCUACAGAAAAGACCUCUUCUUUUAAAAGAAUAUAUCUCCUUGAAGGGCUUCCGUACAGUGGAAGCAGAGGACUAUAAGUGCUGGCCCUCCUACAGCCACCUGGGAUGCCUGCUCUCCGUCCACAGCGCCGAGGAAGCCGCCGCGAUCUGCAACUCCCAAUCCCAGUGUCAAAGUUUCAUCGUCACCCAGCAGAGGACAUGGACAGGACGCCCACUUGCCUCAUUUCAGAGCAGCCCGACUGAUUUAAUACCGGAUGUUAAUGCCGUAGUCUAUAUAAAACGAUCAGCUUCCUCAGGCGAAAGACUUUAAAGACAAUGAGAUCACAUAAAAGGAUCCUGGGAGGAACAAACCAUUGGGGAGAAUUUCAGCUACUGAAAAGAAUGACAUAUUUUAUUUUGCUUUAGAAUGCAAACUCCCUGCCAGCUGAGAUUGAGUCAAAUGCUGCUGCCUCUUGAUCAAAGCUCAGAUUUCUCCUUGCAGAAUGCUCCCUUCUCCACCGCCCUGCUAGCUUGUUCCUCUGUUCCCACACUCUGCUGUUCUUCAUAAACGCGCUCAGUUUUAGUCAAAUGGUGCUAGAAUGUGCAAUACCCAGCCUUGCUGCUUCAGUAACCAGCUUGCGAGCCAAGAAAUAGGAAUAGCCGCAAGGGACCCGCUGGAGCAGGCCUAGAUAGUUCAGCAGUCUCGGAAAGCCC